Messenger RNA from Oldenlandia corymbosa var. corymbosa, 1065 nucleotides. Lineage: Eukaryota; Viridiplantae; Streptophyta; Magnoliopsida; Gentianales; Rubiaceae. The record is from the annotation of a GenBank genome assembly.
AUGGAUGAUUGGGUCAUGAAGCAUGUUUCUGUGUUCUCAACGGCAGUACUAGCUCUCUGUUACUGCUACUUCAUUUCUUCAAGACUUCCAAAAGGCUUCUUCAGGCUGAUUUCUCUCAUCCCCAUCUUUUACCUCUUCACAAUCCUUCCUCUGUUUCUCCCUUUCCCCUCUGUUUACCUCACUUCAAACUUCGCAUUCUUCUUCACAUGGCUUGCCAAUUUCAAACUCCUGCUCUUUGCUUUCGGACAAGGCCCACUUUCCUCGGCCAGGGCAUCCAACUCCCUUCACAUUUUCAUUGCAUCUGCAUCUCUUCCCAUACGAACAAAGCCCGACAACAAUCCUCCAUCCUCCCAAUUAUCCUCCAAACCAACAAAAAAGUUGCCCAUUUUGAAUAAUUUAGGAGCAGAGGUUCUGGCAUCUGCUAUUCUAAUCGGAGUAUUCAUUCACUACAAAGAAAAAUUCCACCCAAAACUUAUAUUAAUAGGCUAUUGUUGCCUACUUUUCCUAUUGCUAGAUUGCCUCAUGGCUGCCUCAAGUUUUCUGGUCCGAGCUCUGGUGGGGCUGGAGUUAGAACCGCCGUCCGACGAGCCGUACUUAUCAAGCUCCCUCCAGGAAUUCUGGGGAAAGAGGUGGAACCUCACCGUGACAAAUAUACUCCGGGAAACGGUUUACAAGCCGGUCAGAUCAGCGUCGGCGGCGUUAUUGGGAAAAGAGCUGGCCCCACUACCGGCAGUUCUUGCGUCAUUUGUGGUUUCUGGUUUGAUGCACGAGCUUUUGUUGUGGUAUGCGAUCCGUGUGAAGCCCAGUUGGGAACAGAUGUCGUUUUUCGUCUUCCAUGGAAUCUGUGUUGUUUUGGAGUUCGGAAUAAAGAAAGCUCUGAACCGACGGUGGAGUUUGCCGUGGUUCGUAUCGGGGCCGUUGACCGUUGGGUUUGUGGUUUUAACAAGCUUCUGGUUGUUCUUCCCGCCGUGGAUUCGGAACCGUCUUGAUGUUAUAGUGUUAGAAGAGUUCAGAAGUCUUGGAGUGUUUGUUCAUAAUGCCAUAAUGACAUUCCCCAUCUGGUGA